GAGGCUCGAUGUGUCAUCACGCAGCUGUUUAGCGCAUUAAAUUACCUCAAUCAGAUCGAUCCCCCCGUUAUCCACUUCGAUCUGAAACCGGCGAAUAUUCUGUAUCAAAACAAUGAGAUAAAGGUGACCGAUUUCGGGCUAUCCAAAGUAAUGAAGGAGUGUGAUCUGGUCAACGGCGAUGAGAUGGAGCUCACCAGUCAAGGCGCUGGCACGUACUGGUACCUGCCACCCGAGACCUUCCUGCUGAAUAACAGCGUGACUAUCUCGUCUAAGGUGGAUGUGUGGUCUGCCGGGAUUAUCUUCUACCAGUUGCUGUACGGGAAGCGCCCGUUUGGGGAUGAGAUGUCACAGAACUCGCUGAGACAAACUGGGACGAUACUAAACGCGCGCGAGGUGACUUUCCCGCCAAGGCCCGUGGUCUCAGAUGAUACGAAGGAGUUCAUCAGCUUGUGCUUGACAUACAACAAGGAAGCCCGGCCGGACGUACUGACCAUGUGCCGAUUCCCUUAUUUGGCAAGCGGAAAGAGGUAGCUGUUGAGGCAUAAAUAGCUCAAUUUGUCCGCAGGUGACAGAAAGGUGACAAAAUAAAAAAUGUUUUUAGGAA
Molecule: messenger RNA, 604 nt
Organism: Sphaeroforma arctica JP610
Lineage: Eukaryota; Ichthyosporea; Ichthyophonida
Product: TLK protein kinase
Exons: 4
Biological process (GO): intracellular signal transduction; chromosome segregation; peptidyl-serine phosphorylation
Cellular component (GO): nucleus
Molecular function (GO): ATP binding; protein serine/threonine kinase activity
Source: RefSeq, a predicted model, not a curated record